This is a messenger RNA of Rotaria sp. Silwood2, 312 nucleotides long. Lineage: Eukaryota; Metazoa; Rotifera; Eurotatoria; Philodinida; Philodinidae. The record is from the annotation of a GenBank genome assembly.
AUGCGUUGCAUGAAUGUGGAUCAAAUUAGAAAAGAUUUGUAUGGCGAUCAAAUAGAUAUGAAAAAAAGAUUUGGUACAAUGUCAUUGGUGAAACUUGAACGUUUACUUAAAUAUUGUAUGAAGAAAAUCGAAGAAGGUGUUGAUCUUGCAUUGGUGGCAGUUGCACAUAGUAUUCCAUUUGUGCUUGUGCGUGAUAUUCAAAAUAGUGAAGAUCUAAAGCAAGUAGCAAUUGUUUUCCUACGUAAUAUUACCGCAUCAAGUGAUAGUAAACCAAAAAACACAAAAGAAGUCAUGAUUUCGCCACCAAUGUAG